AUGCAAGAAAUUGAUCAAAUUGAACAUUUAUUUAAAGAAGAUUUUUUAAAAAAUUAUACAAACGAUAAAGAAGAAAAUAACUUGGCUAGUAUAUUUCAAAAUGUUAAGAGUACCCAUUAUAAUACAGAAAAAAUACAUGACAAUAUGACAGAAGAAGAAUUUAUUUCAAAUAUAACUUGCAAUUAUUGUAAAGAUUUAUAUAUUCAACAUAUUCAAGAAAAAAAUUAUGAUCUAAGAACAAAAAUAUUAUUUUUUAAAUUUUUAUCGAAAUUUUAUUAUCCUCCAUUAUUGAUUGAUGUUUUAAAUCUAUAUAAAAAAGAUCUAUCUUAUGAUAUCGAAUUAAAAGGAACAAAAGAAAAAUUAGGUGAAUAUGUACUAGAUAUAUUAGAAAAUUAUAAAGAUUAUAAAAUAAAAAUUAGUUCCUUUAGUUGGAUAUUACAAGGUGAUGAAUCCGAAUUUAAUGAUACAUAUAAUAAUUUUAGAGAUUAUCCAAAAUUUAAUAAACCACCAAUAGAUCAAAUAGGACCUGUAUCAAAUAACCGAUUAAAUAUACCAAUAGCUUUAUUAUUUUCCGAUGAUGAACCAUUGCCAAAUGUUACUGAUAUUUUACGAACUUUAGAUUAUUAUAAUGCUAAAUGGGCUCAUUUUUCAUUUAGAUUAAAAAAACAAUCACUUUUUAUAAAAUGCGAUGAUAAACCAGUUGAUAUAAUUACAGAAGAAUUUAUAAAAUUGUUACAUAAAAAUGGAAAAAAAGUUAUGAUAUAUUGGGGAUCUGAAGAUCAAGAUGAUUAUAAUGAUAUGCUAUACUACAUUAAUAUGAAAGUUGAUUCUAUUUGUCCUAACAGAAUUGAUAUUGCAAAAGCUGCAUUAAAAAAUGCGUAG
Messenger RNA from Plasmodium vinckei vinckei, 882 nucleotides. RefSeq names its product glycerophosphodiester phosphodiesterase, putative. The record is from RefSeq and is a predicted model, not a curated record. NCBI's taxonomy places the organism in Eukaryota, Apicomplexa, Aconoidasida, Haemosporida, Plasmodiidae. Bases 1 to 882 code for a protein of 293 amino acids. Gene Ontology annotation, biological process: lipid metabolic process. The transcript has a single exon. Gene Ontology annotation, molecular function: phosphoric diester hydrolase activity.